AUGGAGGAACCGUUAUCUGUUCAUCAACUCGACCAGCCAUUUAACACUUUAGGCGUUAGAUUAUCGGCAGGCAAUGCCAACAGCAAUAAAAAUGAUGAUGUUCCUUUAACCCGGCCACUCUAUUCCAUGCCAGGAAUUUUACACUUUCUCCAGACUGAGUGGGCCAAAUUUGAGAUGGACCGCGCUCAGUGGGAGAUUGAUAAAGCGGAGUUACAGGUCAGGCGGAAAAAUAGUGCUCAACUCUGCUAA
Molecule: messenger RNA, 249 nt
Organism: Helobdella robusta
Lineage: Eukaryota; Metazoa; Annelida; Clitellata; Rhynchobdellida; Glossiphoniidae
Exons: 1
Coding region: 1-249 (82 amino acids)
Source: RefSeq, a predicted model, not a curated record